Messenger RNA from Eutrema salsugineum, 1600 nucleotides. Its product is annotated as WAT1-related protein At4g28040. The transcript has 4 exons. Gene Ontology annotation, cellular component: plasma membrane. The record is from RefSeq and is a predicted model, not a curated record. Gene Ontology annotation, molecular function: transmembrane transporter activity. The coding region runs from base 406 to 1485 and encodes 359 amino acids. Lineage: Eukaryota; Viridiplantae; Streptophyta; Magnoliopsida; Brassicales; Brassicaceae.
AUCCAGUUGCCUGAGAUGAAAAAAGCUCUGAAUCUCUCUUACCACCCCAAGAUCUUUAGUUAAGUUGUUAAAGUUUUCAUUUCACCAUAUAUAGUUUUUUGUUUUCUUCUUUUUUUUUUCGAGAUUUUACCAUUAUAGGCCUAGCUACAUGCAUAAUCUAGAUAUUUAAUAGAUAUAAUUGAAUAUUACCUCAUUACGCGGCUGCCAGAUUUGUUGAUACUAUCUAUCACAUGAUUCACACACACACGCUCGACACAUGGAUAUGUUUGUAUUUACAUAUAGUUUGAUAUAUAUACAGCCGAGAGCGUAUGUACGUAUAAUGAGAGAUUAAUUUGUAUAUAUAUAUAUAUAUAUUGGAUCUUAAAAGAAAAAGAAGAGAGAGAGAGAGAGAGAGGCGUGGAGGAGAUGGAGAUGGAGAAAUACAAACCGGUGAUGGCGUUAGUGAUGCUGCAGUUCUUAACGGCAGGAGUUGCACUUUUCACCAAAGCUGCUUUCAUGGAAGGACUCAAUCCCACCGUCUUCGUCGUUUACCGUCAAGCCCUCGCCACUCUCUUCAUCUGUCCCAUCUCUUUCUUCUCUGCUUGGAGGAAGACAAACAAACCUUCUCUUGGAGUUAGAGGCUUUUGGUGGGUGGCUUUCACGGCUGUUGUUGGCGUGACUGUGAAUCAGAACGCUUAUUUUGCAGGGAUUAACUUGUCUUCAUCAUCCAUGGCUUGUGCCAUGACAAAUCUUAUUCCUGCCGUCACCUUUAUUAUCUCCAUCAUUGUUGGGUUAGAGAGGAUAAGGAGGAGAAGUGUGAGAAGUUUAGCAAAAGUUAUAGGAACAUGUGUGUGCGUGGGAGGAGCCAUGGCAAUGACCUUUCUCAGAGGUCCCAAAUUGCUCAACGCUCUGUUGCACCAAGACCACACCAACUGGUUACUCGGUUGCAUCUGUCUUCUCAUUAGCACAUUCGUCUGGUCCCUUUGGUUGAUCCUUCAGGUUCCCAUUGCCAGGCACUGUGAUGAUCACUUGUACACUUCUUCUUGCACUUGUUUCAUGGCUACCGUAUCCUCUUUCCUCAUGGCUCUCGCCUUUGGCAAGACUGAUUUACCGUCUUGGAAGCUUGAUUCUUCCUUGCAAAUCUCAUGCUGCAUGUUCGCUGGAUUCCAACUCGCGGUGUCUUUCUUUCUACAAGCUUGGUGUGUCUCGCGGAAAGGACCUCUUUUCUCUGCCCUCUUCAACCCUCUUUCUACAGUCAUCGUCACUUUCUUCGGUGCUCUGUAUUUGAAAGAACAGACUUACCUCGGGAGCUUGUUGGGCGCUUUGGCGGUCAUUCUUGGUCUCUACAUUGUUCUCUGGGGCAAAUCCGAAGACUAUCAAGAAGAAGCUAAAGACCUGAAAUUGCAAAAUGAACACACCAAUCUCUCCCAAUCUGACAGUGUUCCUGUCGUGAUUGUUGAUAAGGCCUUUCGUAGUUCAGAGCUCUUAGAGCCUCUUCUCAUGUGAGUUCUAUUAAAGUCGGUUCUAGAUGGUGUAAGGGGAAGUUUUGACAAAACAAAGUAAAACAUGUGGGGAUUUUUUAAGGAAAACUGCAAAAUGAAAUGGAACUUGAUUCACAAAA